AUAAUCCCUAUAUCAUGUCGACUUCCGUUCACGAACAAAUCAGCAGUAUUUCCGGUUCAUGAGCACUCGAAUCCAAUAUGAAAUUGUUUUAACAUUAUUCAUCUAUUCAUCGACACGCUUGGAUCAGACUCUGUUAUUCCACAGUAUUUUUUUCUAUCAUUGAAGCGUUUGCUUUCUUUAAAGGUUAGUGAUUGUCAAGCCUAGACCAGAGGAGCCUAGACUUCCAAAAUCGAAAUGAAAAGGACUUCUACGAAGUUAAGACCACGACAGGCACGAAAGUGCAUAGUAUCGAUCCUCGUUAUUAGUGUGUUGAUUAUAGUCUUGGACUUGGUAUUUUUUGCACUGACCAUCGCAAGAAGCGCUUCUGACUUGAAACAUGCCGAUCUGCAGACGCUUUACUCUGUCUAUUGGCUUGGUUUACCUGUGCUCUUCACAGCUAUCAUUGGAAUCAUCGCAGGAGUACGAAAACAAAAAGCUUUGGUGAUAGGAUACAUGAUUUUAUCGAUCAUCACUUGUGUGCUGGCUGCUUCAAUGGCAAUUCUGUUCGUGUUGGUUGUGUAUAUCGUAUGUGGAUCAUUUGGUGAAAAUGAACGCGUAGGACGAGACGGCAAGUCAUGUGGCUUAAAAGAUCCAAACAGAUUUAUGUACAUCACUAUGGUAACCGAUGCCGUAUUGAUUUUUAUCUGCUGUCUGAUUGGCUCGAUAUUUGCUUGCUGUCAUACAUGUUCGUGUUGUUCUCCAAGGWCCAGAGAUGAACCAGAAGUCAUCACUCUUACUCCGCUCAAAACCAAACCUACAGAUGAUCCGUUCGUUUAAAACAGUAAUUACUWGCAGCACAGUUGUCUCGUCAUCUCAACAACAAGAUAACCCAGAUUGAAUUGCGUUUCUAAUAUGGUUCCAAAAUAUUUAUAGCUAUUUAAAUUUACAUAUCMUUAAUCACAUCAUACAAACGAGGCUGGUGGUGACAGCUUCGAGUCCUAUUUAGUUUAUAAUGCCGAUAGGGAACGAUAAGUGAUCGAGGAGGAAGCGGAUUCCUAAUCUCRUCGAAGCGCCUCUUUGUUUCGUCGAAUGACAGACUUUCGACUUCGUUACGGUACUUUUCAUUGAUAGAAGGUCUUAAAUCAUCCAGUACUCUCUUCCAGUUUGCAUGCCAAUGGAUCUUUCUUGGGUAAGGUCGGUGGAGAGUUCCGUGUGCUGUUGUGAGUAAAUUAUAAAGAACCUGUCCCUGGAAUUUGAUAUCCGYCUUCAAAAUCAAAUAUUUCUGGCUCUCCUGCCAAUUGACUGCUUCGUAGGUCACGUGAUAGGGUAACAAAUGUGGUAUUGCAUCGCGGUGGAAAGCGUUGAAUGCGCCGUCGAAGUUUGAAUACGAAAUAAAAGGAAAUGGAAAGGGUCCUUCCUUGCUGCAAAACGCUUCCCAGACGUCGGGGACAUACUCUGAAAUACAGUACUGUCGUUGCUCGAAGCAAAAGUUCAACAACCCRACCGCCGGCUCAAACUCCAGCAAAAACCUCUCGAACUCUCGAUAAGGGUUGUCUUCUCUCUGCAACCGCUUCCCACGAAAUUUCAAAUACUUGUGAACCACAUCGCGUGACAGCCUGUCGUUAUGCAACGACGAAUGACGAUGAAAGACUUGAUAGGGCUCGGUAUGGUAUAACAUGACRUCAUCGUCCAUGAAUAUAUAAUAGAGAUAUUUAUCCACAUUUGGUAAAAUAUGUGAGAAAAGAAGAUUUCUCCCUGUUGACCACGUGGUGUUGUACUCUGURAAGAUGUAUUUUACAUUCGGGUACAUUCUGCCUGAAUCUUCACAACGGUGUUUCCAGCUAAGGAUCAAAAUAUCGAAUGUGUGUCCCCGCUGUCCAAGUUGAUCAGGGCGCAGAAAAUGUGGUGGAAGACAGCUUUCUGUUUGCGUAACGUAGAGAAAUUGUUUUCUCGUUGCUUCGCUCUGCUKUUCUUGGAGAUUGCUUAUUAUGGAUGCAUCAUACGGGUCAUUUGAGAUUGCAUCCGGGAACUUUGAUAAAAGAUGCUCGUUUCCAUGGCGAUUGUUGUUUUCAUACGGGAUAUCUGCUGCUUUAUCACAUAGUGAACACCAAAAAAGUUUGAGAUUAAAAAUGAAAAAUAAUGCUGUUGCAAAAAGGGUUAUUGAACACAGAAACGCUCGAUAAAGCAUGGUGAUAUCUGGCCGUACUUUUGAACUUCAAGCCAUCUGAAAUGAAAYAGAAAAACAUCAAAUUAUAGUAAUAAUAAAUAUCUAUGCCAUGUGCCGUGACUAACAAAGCGUUUCGUCCGAUACAUUAAAGUCGAGUUUUGGUGGACGUCAAUCAAAGUUACACAACCAAUAAAGAUAAGCCUGCUGGUUCUGAAUGACAUCUAGGUCAAAACARAGUUUAAACCAGUUAGAUAUUUAAAAUCCAAUGCAAGAGUCAUAUUAUUAUGACUUGUAUAUUAAAUUUUAAUAGCAAUAGUCUUACUUUUUGUAACUUUGUUUGUAGUGAGGGCCGUAUAAGUUAGUUAGAUAACUCAUUGGGUUAUUACCCUACCCUCUUUAAUAUAUGUUAUUGUAUUGUAUUGUAGGAAAGUAUUGGGAAAUAAUAAGCAGGAAAAAAUAUAUGAAUAACCGCAGUAAGUUUAUUUUGGYAUAAAAAACGGAGGUUUCGUUGCCAGAUAUAUCCAGCUCUCUCAUAAAAUGAAUAAAAAUUCUUUUCCCUCAGAAGUGGAAAUAGAAAUAGAAAGGCUUGAAAUAAAGUAACGACUUAAGCUAU
Actinia tenebrosa (Australian red waratah sea anemone) is the source of this 2759-nucleotide messenger RNA. RefSeq lists its product as uncharacterized. The record is from RefSeq and is a predicted model, not a curated record. NCBI's taxonomy places the organism in Eukaryota, Metazoa, Cnidaria, Anthozoa, Actiniaria, Actiniidae.